Prorocentrum cordatum is the source of this 321-nucleotide messenger RNA. The record is from the annotation of a GenBank genome assembly. Lineage: Eukaryota; Dinophyceae; Prorocentrales; Prorocentraceae.
AUGCGCGCAGCGCCCGCGCCCCCCGCCGGCUCGCCGCCCGCCUCGCCCCGCAUCCGCCGGCGGCCCGUGGCGAGGGCGGCGAGGCCAGCGGCGGUCGCGGAGGAGCGCCGCGAGGAGCCCGCCAUUUGCCUGAACCCGCGGGAGCACGGCAGGCCCGACACCGUGGCCCCCUCGGUGCUCACCAGCCGUGCGCGGGGUUACGCUGGGGCGGAGGAGCUGGCUCUGGAGCUGGUGCCGCACUGCCGGCCACUGCGGGAGCAGCUGGCGCCGCGGGGGUCCCUCUUCUCUCGCUCAACACCCGAUCAUCGGCGCCUCGCGUAA